Messenger RNA from Triplophysa dalaica, 2815 nucleotides. RefSeq names its product OAF homolog b (Drosophila) (gene oafb). The transcript is spliced from 4 exons. NCBI's taxonomy places the organism in Eukaryota, Metazoa, Chordata, Actinopteri, Cypriniformes, Nemacheilidae. The coding region runs from base 238 to 1041 and encodes 267 amino acids. The record is from RefSeq and is a predicted model, not a curated record.
GAGCUUUAAGAGUUCAACAAGCAGACAACCCUCCUCUCAAGCGAAGAUGAUUCGUGUAUAGUUAUUCAGCGUUUCCAAAAAACUUUAAGUAAAGAUUGAAACCCGGCAGGAGCAGGAGGCGGUGAUCCAAGUCAUCCAAUUCGGGUUUUACGUCAUUGUCCACCGGUUUAUCUGUUUGAAUAAGUAAUUUACUCCGACGUUAUGUCCCAUUGUUGUGUUAAAUGAGUGUGUUUUGUAAUGUACGCGAGGUUGACUUCACCGGUGGCUUUAGUGCAGAUCGUCUUCUUGCUGUGUUUAUUUUCGGCGCCGGUUUGUUCGGGUCUGAAGGUGCUCGUUCGUCUUCAUGAUGGGAAGAUAACGGAGGAGAUUUUGGAGGCGGACAGUGAGAAAGACAUCAUAACACUAGAGUUCAAGCAGGGAGACGGGACUCUCAUCACAUUUCUGUCGGAUUUCAAGCGGCAUGUGAAGAUCUUUCGUGCAUUGGUCCUCGGGGAGCCAGAGAGGGGUCAGACACAGUAUCAAGCCCUGUGUUUCAUCUCCCAUUUGGAUCACGGAGAGCUCAUCCCCAGUGAAGCCAUGACCAGACUAAGACAGAAAAACCCUCGUGUGGUGCGGAGUGCAGAAGAGAUGCGAGGAGUGGAACGGCUCAGUAUGAACGCAGUGGUCAAUAUGAGUAUCUCCUGGCAUCUCAGUACUCAUAUACGUAAUGUCUGCAGGGAAGCCCAGGACCUUGUGUACACACGACAACAAGAUGUCAAGCACUGGCUGGACAGAGGGGUAGAGGGUUCGAUUUUCAAGGUGCUUCCCCAGAGUCUGGACGUCGCUGGUUUGCAGAGUUGUAACUCUACAGCAGACCCGUGGCAGCCGUGCGUAUGCAGUUACAGGAUAAAUCUGGAGUGGUUUCCUUGUCAGCUUAAGUACUGCCGGAGUCAGGGGUCCAAUCCCUACAAGUGUGGCAUUAAAAGUUGUAGCAAAGGCUACCGGUUUGACUUCUACACGCCCCAUAAACAGCUGUGCCUUUGGGAUGAGGACUCUCAAUAAUAUAUGUUAUGAAAAAAAAAACAUUUUUAUUUGGUUGAUACAAAACGGUAUUUUGUAGGUACUUUAAAACAAAUGUGUGUAAUGUGUAUAGUAUGGAAAUUGUUCUUAAUCACAGAUUUGUAAACACAAUGGUAUUGUGAAAAAAUAUAUUUUAUAAAAGGUUUUUCACAGAAUAACCCUCAGUAAUUUGUUACUUAGAGGAACAAUUUUUUAUUGAGGAUGGUAACCUAAAAUUUAAUACGCACUUCAAUAUUUUGAAAUAACUUUUUUUUAACUCACUUACAAAAAUACGCUUCUGUGUUAGACAGAAAGCAUCAUAAUGAGAAUGAAUAGAUAUUUUUACGUGGGUUUUCAAGCUUUCUUUUUGGGGCAAAACUACAGUGGUAUCUCAGGGCAGAAAAAUGUGUUAUUGUAAGUCGUAGGUUUAGUGCUACUUUACGGCAGCUGUCUAGUAGUUCCUGCUUUGGUUCUAAAUAGUCUUUGACGGGGUCGUUCACCCAAAAAUGAAAAAUAAUUAUUUCUUCAUUUACUCACCCACAGGUUCAAAACCUGUCAAAUGUGUUUGUUCUGUUAAAAACAAAUGAAGUUAUUUGUAAGAAUAUCAGUAACCAAACAGAUCUCACCCCCAAUUUACUCCCAUAGUAUUUAUUCUUCCCACUAUGGCAAUAAAUAGGGGAUGAGAUCUGUUUGGUUGCCAAUAUACUUCCAAAGAUCUUCCUUUGUGUUCAAGUUAAUUUACACAGAUUUGGAACAACCUGAGGGAUAAAUGAUGACAGAAUUUAUAUUUUGGGGUGUACUGUCCCUUUAAAACAUAUUUUACCUUUUCAAAUCAUCCCUUAUGUUAAGGAUAAAAUUUGUAUUUUGAUAACUGUAAAAAAUCCUAUUUUACAAAAGGUUCUGUUGUUUACAAAAGUCUUUUCAAGUUGUAUUAACUGAAGCACCCUUAAAAACGUAUAAGCUGUUACUUCACAUUUACAGAGUUAUUCAGGCUUUUAUUUCUGUUAUUGCAAUUUCAAACAAAUACAAAGAACUUUCCAAUUCCUUUUUGCUAAUUCUGCCUUAAACAGCUGUUUUCAGUAUACACUUACACAGAAUAUUUACAUUUGAGAUUAGAGUUUAUAUGGCAGCUAAAACAGUGUCUCUGAACUUAUUGUGAUGAUGUCUAUAUAUUGCAAAUGCUUUCAUUUGAUGCCACAUUUCUUAGUCUAAGCGAAGUUGCUCUCUAUAGCCAUGACUAAUUCUAAUUUACAUUUCAAUUGCAAUUGUUUCGGGUCUGUAAUAUACAAUAUGGGGUGCAUGAGGUACUCCAGUGUUGUCUCAUGAUCUAUUAAUUUCAUGGUUAAGGGUCUAAACUAGGCCUACCCUUUUACUACUGUUUACUUGGCGGUGUAACAUAUCUGAUUAUCUUACUAUUCUGAUAUGUCAUUUCUUAUUAUAUUUCUUUUCAUUUUCUUUAUUUUUUAGAAAUUCUUCUGCUGAACACAAAGGCAGAUAUUUGAAAGAAUGUCAGUAUCCAAAGAGAUCCCAUCCACCAUUGACUCCAGUUGAAUUUAUUUUGGCAAUAAUUGGGGCAUGAGAUAAUUUUCGUUACUGACAUUCUUCCAAAUAUCUUCCUUUGUGUUCAACCUAACAAAGAAAUGUAUACCGUUGAUGACAUCGUUUAAUUUCUUUGAUGAACUGCUUUAAGUAUUUUAAACAUGCACUGCCGAAAUUGAACAACUAAGGUAUUUUAUACUGUCUGUUUUUUACAAGACAUAAUUUAUAAAAUAAAAGU